AUGUCUUGCACCGGUGAAUGCAAAGUACCAAAAAACUUGACGCUGUCGGCGCAGAGGGCUGCUGCCACUGAUGAUGACGACGCUAUAUGGGCAAGUGACGACGAAAUAGAUACUUAUGCAGACUUGCAUCGUGCUCACGUCACCCAAGGUUACAUUGAUGGCAUCACUCAAGCUCAGGAGGCUGGCUUGCAAAAGGGCUUUGAUGAAGGCUUCCCCUAUGGUGCUGCUCUUGGGUGUCGAGUGGGCCGUAUUCUCGCUAAGCUUUAUGGCACCCCCGAAUUUGACGAGGCAAAGAAGGAGUUGAAUGUCUCAUCUGUGCUUAGUAAAGACCACUUCGAUGAAUCGCUAAAUCAACAAAGACACUCUCUUGUUGAAAGAUGGGAAGCAUUUAUACAGUAG
Messenger RNA from Candidozyma auris, 399 nucleotides. RefSeq names its product Yae1p (gene YAE1). The coding region runs from base 1 to 399 and encodes 132 amino acids. Lineage: Eukaryota; Fungi; Ascomycota; Pichiomycetes; Serinales; Metschnikowiaceae. The record is from RefSeq and is a predicted model, not a curated record. The transcript has a single exon.